UCGAUUAUAAACAAUAAAAAAAACAGACAUAAACAGAAUUAAAAAAAAUAUUAAUCAAAAGCAGAAAAGACAGGGGACAACACAACAAAACGGAAACAUUUAGUUUAGUUUACAUUUUAAACAUUUAGCCUAAUAAAAUCUUAACUCGGGAGCAAAGACUCACAUAUUCUCUAUGUAGUUUGUUGCUUUAUUUUGAAAUCGUGACGUUGUUUUCCGGUAUUGCGUGCCUGACUUGACGCACUGAGUCCGCUCGCUCAAUGCAGACGGUGUGACGUCAGCCAGAUUCGGUCAGCUGGCUCCUCCAUCUGAACAGCAGGGAGAGCCUCUCCCAAAGGGAGACAUCACCAUCACCGCCCGAGCCCGGAGCAGCGUCGGCAGCCCGCUGGAAGGGGAGCAAAACAUGGAGGAGACGAUAGCAUAGAGGCGGAGCAGCAGCGAGAGAUUAUUUAUUUACAUAUUUAAUAUUUAUUUAUUUAUUUCCCCUGCCUGUAAUGGCUGGGGUCCAUGUUUGCGGCUGCUGAGAGGCAGGUGCAAUAUCAUCGACGGAGGCAUUUCGUUUCUCGGCAUGGACUCACCCAGGGCCGAUCCACAGGCCGGCCCAGCCCACAUCCAGCGCUCCCCGGAUCAGAUGCUCUCUGCGGGAGGAGAGCAGUAGCUGGGCCGCGACUGGAGGCGAUACAACGGGCUGUUGCUGGAGGAGGCGGGGGGGGGGGCCUUUUUACAUCCGAAUAUCAGAGCCAGCAUUUCCAGAACCGAGCUCAAGGUUAUGCGCAACUGCACACAACGACAGCCCGUCCUCGUUCAGUGAAUCUGUGCUGCUGAAAAAUGGAUUCAAUGUUUUCUUUAUCUUAGUAAAAACUGUGAUAGUUUCCUUUUUUUCGGCUCUGAGUGGAUCCAAACCGUGACAAACUCGCCUUACAGGCCGUAAAAAACAGUCAUCAGCCUCCUCAUCUGGAGACAGAACCAGCUGCCAAGAUGAUGGAGCUGCAGAUAGACGAGGUGGUCUACCAGGACGACUACGGCUCCGGAUCCGUGAUGUCGGAGCGGGUUUCCGGCCUGGCAAACAGCAUCUACCGGGAGUUCGAGCGGCUGAUCCGCAGCUAUGACGAGGAGGUGGUGAAGGAGCUGAUGCCGCUGGUGGUGAACGUCCUGGAGAACCUGGACGCGGUGCUGACGGAGAACCAGGAGCACGAAGUGGAGCUGGAGCUGCUGAAGGAGGACAACGAGCAGCUCAUCACCCAGUACGAGAGGGAGAAAGCGCUGAGGAAGCAGGCCGAGGAGAAAUUCAUUGAAUUUGAGGAUGCGUUGGAGGCCGAGAAGAAGGACCUGCAGGUGCAGGUGGAGUUUCUGGAGCUGCAGGGGAAACAGCUGGAGCUCAAGACAAAGAACUACUCUGAUCAGAUCACUCGGUUGGAGGAGCGAGAAUCAGACAUGAAGAAGGAGUACAACGCUCUGCACCAGCGGCACACUGAGAUGAUUCAGACGUACGUCGAGCACAUAGAGCGAACCAAAAUGCAGCAGGCGGGGAGCAACAGCCAAUCAGACGGCCCCGGCUGUGGACGAACUCGACACCACACAUGGAGGAAAAGCAAAGCGGAGCGCCCGCCGUCAUUGAGCCUGUACCCGAGCGGCGAGGGCAUGGUACGUGGGGGUCUCGGGGGGGCUAGGAUGAUGCCCGGGAAAGACAUCUGGCAGGUCAGCGAGCUCGGUCGGUCUUCCUCACGCUCUGCCUAUCAGGAGGAUGGAUCAGAGUCUGACUCAGUGGCGGCCACACCAAGCAGCACAGGAAGCAAGUCCAACACGCCAACCUCCUCGGUCCCCUCCGCCAGCGUCACCCCCAUCAACGAGGGAUUCCCCCCGAACUCGGAGUUCGAUGCGAUGAGGGCCGGAAAUCGCAGGAAAAGUGCCAAGAGGCUCAGCCGGAACAUGGAGGUACAGGUUUCCCAGGAGACCAGGAACGUCAGCAUCGGUAUGGGAAGCAGCGAUGAGUGGUCUGAGUUUCAGGAGAUCAUCGACUCGACCCCUGAGCUGGACAUGUGUGUGGACCCCCGAGUGUACGGAGGAGGAAACAGCCCCUCUCAGGGCAUCGUGAACGAGGCCUUCGGCAUCAACACCGACUCUCUGUACCACGAGAUCAAAGACGCCAAGUCGGACAUCAUCGGAGACGUGGAUGCAGGCGCCGAGCUGUUGGGCGAGUUCUCAGUCCGUGAUGAUUUCUUCGGGAUGGGAAAGGAGGUGGAGAACCUGCUGACGGAGAACAAACAGCUCCUCGAGACCAAAAACGCUCUCAACAUCGUGAAAAACGACCUUAUAGCCAAAGUGGACGAGCUGUCGGGGGAGCAGGAGGUGCUGCGGGAGGAACUGGAGGCUGUGAGGCAGUCCAAGAACAAAGUGGACGCUCGAGUGAAGGAGCUGGAAGAAGAACUCAAGAGGUUACGAGCGGAAGCUCUCGGCGCGUCUCGAGACUCAAAGGAUGAAGGAGGAGAUGAUUUUUCAUCACCCAUGCAGGACGGCGACAUGACGAUGACACAGCGGCGGCGGUUCACCCGGGUGGAGAUGGCCCGCGUGCUGAUGGAGAGGAAUCAGUACAAAGAGAGGCUGAUGGAGCUGCAGGAGGCCGUGCGGUGGACGGAGAUGAUCAGGGCGUCCAGAGAAAGUCCUCAAAUCACAGAGAAAAAGAAGUCCACCAUCUGGCAGUUCUUUGCACGUCUCUUCAGCACGUCGUCCAGCCCGCCGCCCGUCAAGCGGCCGUACUGCAGCGUCAACAUCCACUACAAGUCUCCGUCUCCGGCUGGUUUCUCUCAGCGCCGCAGCCACACCAUGUGUCAGAUCUCCACCUCUAACCGCACGCUGGAGUUCUUCCCUGAAGAACUGGCGAGUAACGGUGUUGCGUCUCUCCUCAGCGACUCAGCACUGUUGGCUCGCAGAGAGCAGCGGCGUGAGCAGUACCGGCAGGUCCGCGAGCACAUGCGCCGCGAUGACGGCAUCAUGCAGGCCUGCGGGUGGAGUGUGCCAUCACGCUUUAAACAGCCUGGAGGUCAGACAGACAGCGCUCAGGACAGCCCGCUGAAGAGACAACAGGCAACGACCGAGAAAGAGGACAACCGCAUGAAGAACGUUCCCGUCCCCGUUUACUGUCGUCCUCUGGUGGAGAAGGACCCCAACAGGAAGUUGUGGUGUGCAGCAGGAGUGGACCUCACAGGAUGGAGGGCGGCCAAUCAGGCGUCUCUGCAGACCAACGCACCUUCAGGCAGCAGCGACCCUCUGCAGGCCGAGGAGAACGGAGACAAGAAGAGCCACAGCUCCCCGGAGAAGAGGAAGUCCAAGGAGCUCCAGGAGACGGACACCAUGAGCAGUCGAGUGUGGAUCCUCACCAGCACACACUCUGCCAGCAAGGUGGUCAUCAUCGACGCAAACCAGCCGGGCUCGCUGGUCGACCAGUUCAACGUCUGCAACGCCCACGUGCUCUGCAUCUCCAGCGUGCCAGCUGCCAGUGAGAGCGACUAUCCAGCAGGUGAGAUCGUGUUGGAUUCCGGUGACGGAGGAGCAGGUGGAGGUGACGACAGCGGCAGCGUGGAGGGCAUGUUGGCUGGUAUCACUCUGGUCGGCUGUGCAACAAACUGCAGCGUCGCACGAAGCAACUGCUCGUCACGCACCGACACGCCCAUCAUGGACAAAGGACAAGCCCCCACUGCUCCACCCAUGAAUGGGAAGAUUCAUCCGGCGCAGUCGGCCGAGGAGGCCACAGAGGCCACCGAGGUUCCCGAGUCGACGGCGGGCCACGCGGAGCACGGACCUCCGGGACCGUUUACUGAGCACGUCUUCACAGAUCCCCCGCCUCGUUCAGCAGACGCCUCCGACAGGAGCACUGGUCAGUCCAAAGAGGAAAGCUGUCAGCCUCCAGAGUCCGAGGACGGAGGGGACGAGACCAAGAACUUCACCAGCGUGGCGCCCACCAUGUGGCUCGGGGCCCAGAACGGAUGGCUCUACGUCCACUCCGCCGUUGGAAACUGGAAGAAGUGCCUCCACUCCAUCAAGCUCAAAGACUCUGUGCUCAGCCUGGUGCAUGUGAAAGGUCGAGUGCUGGUCGCCCUCGCUGACGGGACCCUCGCCAUCUUCCACAGAUCAGAGGACGGUCAGUGGGAUUUAUCAAACUAUCACCUCAUGGACCUCGGUCGGCCUCAUCACUCCAUCCGCUGCAUGGCUGUGGUCCACGAUAAGGUGUGGUGCGGCUACAAGAACAAAAUCCACGUCAUCCAGCCGAAGAGCAUGCAGAUCGAGAAGUCCUUCGACGCCCACCCUCGCAGGGAGAGUCAGGUGCGGCAGCUGGCGUGGAUCGGCGACGGUGUGUGGGUGUCGAUCCGGUUAGACUCCACGCUGCGUCUGUACCACGCACACACGCACCAGCACCUGCAGGACGUGGACAUCGAGCCCUACGUCAGCAAGAUGUUAGGAACCGGCAAGCUGGGCUUCUCCUUUGUGAGAAUCACAGCUCUCCUCAUUGGUGGAAAUCGUCUCUGGGUAGGAACUGGAAACGGUGUGAUCAUCUCCAUCCCGCUGACAGAGACGGUGGUCCUUCACCGGGGACAGCUCCUUGGUGUGAGGGCCAAUAAGGUGUCUCCCACGUCGUCGGGCGGAGUGAUCCACGUGUACGGAGACGACGGCUCCGAGAAGAGCAGCGGCAGCUUCAUCCCGUACUGCUCCAUGGCGCAGGCCCAGCUCUGUUUCCAUGGACACCGUGAUGCCGUCAAGUUCUUCGUCUCCGUGCCCGGAAAUGUUCUGGCCACGCUGAACGGCAGCGUGCUGGACAGUCCAUCAGAGGGUCAGGGCUCAACAGCGCCCUCCCAAGAGACGGAGGCCCAGAGUGUCCAUAACGUGCUGGUGCUGAGUGGAGGAGAGGGCUACAUCGACUUCCGUAUAGGAGACGGCGAGGACGAUGAGACAGAGGACGCAGAGAGCGCUGCUGCUGCUGCUGCCGCCGCCGCAGCUGCUGCCGCCGUCGCCGCCGCUGCUGGAGCUUCGCAGAUGAAACCGGCACUGUGCAAAGCUGAGCGGAGCCACAUCAUCGUCUGGCAGGUGUCCUACAUACCUGAGUGACACCUGGGUCUGCUUUAACGACCCCUCACCCUUAAUUUAAAAAAACCUCCUCCUCCUCUUGAAAGCUUCCAGCAGCUCAAACCUUGUAAUUAUCCCCCCGGUCAUGUAAAAGUUCCCCCUUGGCGACCCUCCCAGCCGUGUGUAACGAUUCUACCCCCUCCUGUCCCGUCACCUUGUAACUUUAACGCCUUGUAAGUACCUCCUCUGAUCUAUAAUCUGCCUGCCAUGAUGUUUGUCCCUCACAGGGCAUUGUAACUAUCUCCAUGAGCCUUGUAACCCGGCCUCAUAACUACCUCCCUUCUCUGUAUCGAUCUUAUAUUCACCCUGUAAGCACACCCUAUCUCCUCCUAUAUUUACCUCGAUUGUCCUGCAUCCGCCCCAGAGUUCCUCCUCCUCCUCCUCCUCCUCCUCCUCCUCCACUUAGUUUGUCAUCUGUGAAACCUCAUCUUAAAGCAAAGGCCCGACAUGCAACCAUUUUACCAAAAAAACAGAAGCAGCUACAGGAAGGUGAACGACGGCACCGACUCACUUUCUCCACCAGAUGUGUCUGAUUUCUCUGACGGCAGCCAAUCAGGAAUCCAGAAACAUUCACACCCAAAAUAUGGACCCCGUUUUGAAUCGCGCUCAUGGCUGCAGACGUGUCCAAAGUGAAGUCAUCUUGUAGUGGAUGGUGACGAGGCUAAAUGAAUGUUUAUGGGACAGAAAGAAAGUCCGAUUUAUGAUAUUUUGCAGCCAGUCCUGCUUAAAGUUUGCUAAUUUUCUAAAGUGAUUAAAAUAAUAACUUAAGGGGCAUUAACAAGACCCUACAUGUACGUGGAGCAGCUGUUCGAUAUAAACAGGGUCGUUGUUUAAAUCAGUCUCAGGAGUCGAGCGUGUUGUGUUCAGGGUCUCUUAUCUCUCCUGUGAUUGGCUGUGGAUCAGACGGUGCGGUGUGAAGCAGGUGAUCAGUGAACACGUCGUCUCUAUGUGUACAGGGACUCUCAGCCCAUCCUCUCUGUUCAGUACGGAUUCAUGCAUCGACCUCUUCUCUGUGUGGAUUAAAUAUUAAACAUAUUUGUGUGCUGAAAACA
This is a messenger RNA of Labrus mixtus (cuckoo wrasse), 6167 nucleotides long. It is a transcript of the gene mapk8ip3, whose product is annotated as mitogen-activated protein kinase 8 interacting protein 3. Gene Ontology annotation, cellular component: cytoplasm. Bases 976 to 5097 code for a protein of 1373 amino acids. Lineage: Eukaryota; Metazoa; Chordata; Actinopteri; Labriformes; Labridae. Gene Ontology annotation, molecular function: kinesin binding; MAP kinase scaffold activity; signaling receptor complex adaptor activity. Gene Ontology annotation, biological process: vesicle-mediated transport. The transcript has 34 exons. The record is from RefSeq and is a predicted model, not a curated record.